Molecule: messenger RNA, 4016 nt
Organism: Homarus americanus (American lobster)
Lineage: Eukaryota; Metazoa; Arthropoda; Malacostraca; Decapoda; Nephropidae
Gene: anchor
Product: integral membrane protein GPR155-like
Exons: 18
Coding region: 47-2749 (900 amino acids)
Biological process (GO): transmembrane transport; intracellular signal transduction
Cellular component (GO): membrane
Source: RefSeq, a predicted model, not a curated record
AUUUCUCUCUCAACCUGUGUUGUUGUUGGUGAUGCUCCAGUGACUUAUGUACCCCGGGAGAUCAACCUUAGAUCCUUGCGCGGCUAGCUACACUUUCCUCCAUAUUUGGAGUAAAUUUGUAUUUUAUAAGGUGUAUGGGCAACUAGAAUUCCUGAAAAUGAACUUGACCGAGGACGAUGAGUUGGCCUCCUCUGCCUUGCCCUUCCUUGAAGGUGAUGAUGGACAGAUUUCUGAUGUAGCCUUCUCUAACCUCUACCCUGCUGUCAUUGAGUGUUUUGUCAUCAUCCUUUGUGGGUAUCUGGCGGGGCGAUGCAAUCUCGUAUCACAGACAGAGUCUAAGGGUCUCAACACAUUUGUUGGCACGUUUUCUCUCCCAUCAUUGAUAUUCAUGUCAAUGGCACAAUUAGAUUUCAGCUCUGUUAACUGGAUAUUUUUGCUGUCAAUCUGCAUCUCUAAGACUACUGUGUUCUUCUUGGUGAUUCUGGUGACACUGCUGGUGUACAGACCUGUAGAUUUUGGGAAAGCUGGGCUGUUUGCCAUCUUCUGUACCCAGAGUAAUGAUUUUGCUCUGGGGUAUCCUAUCAUUGCCGCACUAUAUGGCAAAACUCACCCAGAGUUUGCCUUAUAUCUCUACUUGGUUGCCCCUAUCUCCCUCGUGCUAUUGAACCCCAUUGGCUUCAUCCUUAUGGAGAUUGGGAAACGCCAGAACAAUAACCAAGAUGGUGAUGAAGGCUCCGUGUCCAAAGAGAGUGGAUGUCGUCUGGUUGUACAUAUCCUGCGUGAUGUUCUCCUCAACCCCAUAGUACUUAUGACAACUCUAGGCAUUGUGGGCAAUUUUAUCUUCGAUCACAAACUUCCCAAUAUCCUAGAGGGGAUUCUAAAGGUGUUCGGUCAAGCCUUCUCUGCAGCCGCUCUCUUCCUUCUGGGUCUGCGGAUGGUCGGAAAAGUGCAAACACUGAGAGGUUCAGGGCUUGUUAUUCCAGGGAUCCUCAUUGCUACAAAAACGCUGUUUCUUCCGCUGACCACUCGUCUGAUUGUGGGGCUCCUUCACCCGGGGAAUGACGCUAAUGAAACGGCAGAUUUCAGCAACUAUGGUUUCCUCUAUGGCACUUUCCCCACAGCUCCAGGUGUCUUUGUGUUUGCUUCCCAGUAUAAUAUUGCUGUUGAUCUGAUAGCAAGUGCAAUGGUUGCAUGUACCUUCUUGUCAGCCCCAUUAAUGUUUGUAUCAGCCAAGAUGGUCACCUUGGUGAAGAUCAAUCCCUUGGACUAUGUGAAGGAACUGGAAUCAAUUCUUUUUAAUGUCAGCAUCAUUGGUCUCAUAUGUACGAUAUGGGUGUUAACAGUGUUCAUAUUGAGUCGUAAAUGGAGAAAAGUUCCUCACUUCAUUACCAUGUGUUUGGCUCUAUCUCAAGGUGUAGCUUGUAUUGGGGCACUUUUAUGGUCUGUGUUGGAGUGUAACCACACCUGGAAGUUGUACCUGCAGUUUAUACUCUUCUCCUGGGGAGUAUUUUCUUCCCGGCUCUGGACAGCCAUCCUGGCCAUCACCCUGUUCCUCCUGCGCUGGCGCUCCCUCUGCUUUGUUUUGCGACUCCGACCCUUCCUUGCUGUAGUUGGUUGGGGGUUGCCAGCUGUCAUGGUCACAGUUCUUAUCUUAAUGGUGCAGCAAGAAACAGAAGUAGCAGACAAACAUGAUCCAAAUUUUCAGUAUGGUUCAGCACAAGCCAUUGUUGCCUUGCUGUUACUCUGGUUCAGUCUUAUCACAACUGUGGUGUGUCUCAUCUUCCACCAACGACAUGAGCGGCGCUAUGCACAAUAUGAGUCCUUACUCAACCUCGAUGAUCCCGAUGAUCCAAGAGGGUCUCCUAGAGGGUCUCCUAGAGGGUCUCCGCGCUCAUCUACUGUAGAUGCUCCAAGAAUAAAUUGCAAUGGGUCGUUAAGCAGCUCCUCUAUUGAUGCUGAGGACAGGACAAGAGAUCCAGAGACUGGCAUUGAUGACAAUGUUUCUUCUGACAGUGAAAGCUUAUUCAGCCCACACGAUGAACUCAGUAGGGGGAGUCGCUGUCGCCCCGAGUCACUCCAGAGAGAUGAUUAUUCUGACAAUGAACCGCGUUAUAUAAUAACUUCACAACUGACCGAACCAGAGGAGACUGCCAUCCUGCGAGAUCGGGACGAUGAGUUUCAGAUGAUGAGACACGUUGUGCUACUACUCUUCCUGUGUGGGUCCAUGAUUGUGGGAUUUGCCUUAUGCAUGUGGACUCUGGUAACAGAGGAGGUGAAUGGUGUGUAUGUAGAGCUGGUAUUCCUGGACAUUGUCCUCAACUUUGGCCAAGGAUUCUUCACUGCAGCCAUCUUUGGGCUCGACUCAAAGCUCAUUGUCAUACCUCUGUUGAGAUGGUGGAGACAAAUGUGUAAUGGUGCAGCUGCAGUUAAACUUCCCUCGUGGGAUGAACUUGACCCCAAGACCCGACAGACGUGCGAGCAGUUCUCAAACUAUCACAUGGACAAAUGUAUGAAGGACAUUGUCAGAGAUAGAAGAUGGAGACUUAAGAACUUGUCUGCUGUGUUUGGAGGGAAGGAGCUUGUUGACUGGCUGUUGUUGGUGGGUCUUGCACGGGACCGAACUGACGCAGUCAAGUAUGGGAGGCAGCUUCUUCAGGGUGGCAUCAUCCGCCACAUUAAGAACCUUCACCACUUUCAUGAUCAGCCCUUCUUUUAUACAUUUAAAUUUAGUGAAGGUAACACACAUUGAUCAACACAACUCUCCAGGCAGCUUAUAAAACAAAAUCCAUUCAAAUUAAUUUUUCAAAAUACAUUAUGAACAAGUAAUUCAUCGGUAGGUUAGUUAAAACAAAGACGUGACAUUUCAAGUUGUAGCUUCCGGGGAACUUUAGUGUGGCGGUGUGCCAAACUGUAUAAUAUGACUUGUUGGUUGUGAAGAAGCACAAGUAUCAAAUUUAUAUUUUUUUAAGGGGUUAAUAUUAUUUGAGGUGAGGGGUGGGCAUUGAGGAAAAUUAACCAAAUAUACCUUAAGUGUGAAAUAUACCAUAAGUGUGUGUUAUAGCAAAAAUGUACAGAAAUAUUUUUUGUGCAGAGAUCCAUUUUAAAUGCCUUUAUCACUAGUAAUAGAGGUAUUAGUUUCAUAUUUUAUAUUGAUAUUGUGAUCUGAUUUGUAUGUAGUGAUAUAUAAUCAAUGUAAUUGGUAAGAUUUGUACAUUCUCUCCCUACACUGGCUGUGUUAAAGGCAUACACACACAGAUGGUUAUUGAAUGUACUAAUGAUAAAGAAAGUCUUAAAUGUCAAAGUUUAUUUAAAUCUUUGACUCAAGUUUUGUAACCUGAUGAAAAUAUAUCUUAGGUAACAUUGGCUCACCCUAACAUAGGUUUAAUCCAAAUGGAUUUGAUGAUUUUAUGUAUGUGUUUACAUAGGAAUCUCAAAGUCGUUCUUACAUCUAUGUGUAUUUUGAGUCUGUGUACAAAUGGCUUCAAAGAUUUAGCAUGCAUCAAUAUUUUUUAAUUCUAAUUUACUAUUAUUUUUCUUGCACAUAUAUAUUUUUUUAUUGUAAUUACUAAUGUUUUUAUGCCUCACCAUAGAAUAUGAGGAGACAUAAAAGGUGACCCGGUUCAUCUGUCAACACAAAUUGUUAUUUAUCUUCAGUAACUUGGUAAAGCCUUACCAUAUCAAAAUGACAUUUACUCUACAACUUCAUGUUAUGAAUAUCUAAAUCAAGUUCAGCGAUUGGCAGUUUCCAUUUUCUUUACCAGAGUUAUGUUCCGUGUUGUAGUUUACCUGAGUUAUGUUCCGUGUUGUAGUUUACCAGAGUUAUGUUCCGUGUUGUAGUUUACCAGAGUUAUGUUCCGUGUUGUAGUUUACCAGAGUUAUGUUCCGUGUUGUAGUUUACCAGAGUUAUGUUCCGUGCUGUAGUUUACCAGAGUUAUGUUCCGUGCUGUAGUUUACCAGAGUUAUGUUCCUUGUUGUAGUUUACCAGAGUUAUGUUCCGUGUUGUAGUUUACCAGAGU